UUCUUUUUUGAUUCCUUUUAGAACAAGAACAAAAUGCUGAUUGUUCUGACUGAUGCGCACAAGGAGCACCUGAGCUUCCUUACGACUGUCGAUGCGAGUGUGGUCGCCGAGUUUGCCAAUCUCGCCGUCGAGUUUGUCCGUGUCGGCAUCAACCCAAAGCUCUACAACGCCGCCGCUCAAAAGCUGGGCAUUGCGCCAGACGCAAUCAGGAACGCCGUCGAGGGUCUGAUGUACCUGCUUGUCGAGAGCGCAAAGCUCAUGACGACCGAGAUUGACUUUCACGACUCCAUCUUGACACUCGGCUUUAGCGAAGAGCUGCGCCAGCAACUGCUGCAGCUCUAUCUCGACAACAGGAAGGAAAUCCGGCUCAUCCUCUCCGAAAUGACCAUCAACGUGCCUUCCUACCACAACUUGGAAUGGCGGCUCGACGUCCAACUCGCAUCACGCUCUCUCCGCCGCCAGACCGACCCUAUCGUGCUGCUCAAGCUCGAGACAAGAACUCAAGAGGUACAACAGCAAUUCCUUCAAACAGAUCCUGCAGGCUUGGUGCAUUUGACAUCGGUGCUGGAUGCAGCGCUGUCCGAGCUCAAGUCGGCACACACGCGACGCAUUCUGCGCAACAUCAAGUAAUCGCGCGUUUGUUGAUCCCAUUCCAAAUUUUCAUUCGAUCCAUGUUGGUUGUUGAUGGUAGAUGUUUGCGUGAGUCUGUGUGCGUGUGUGUGUUGUGUGUGUGUCUCUUUUCGAGAAGCAUUGUGAGAUAUGAAAUAUCAAUGUGCUUUGUUCAUAUUGGUGUUUAUUAAUAUUCUAAUACGUUGUCGCAC
Molecule: messenger RNA, 821 nt
Organism: Capsaspora owczarzaki ATCC 30864
Lineage: Eukaryota; Filasterea; Ministeriida; Capsasporidae
Product: COBW domain-containing protein
Exons: 4
Coding region: 34-630 (198 amino acids)
Source: RefSeq, a predicted model, not a curated record